AUGGAGAGGACGCUCGUAAAAGAAAAACGGAAACGGCAGUUAAACCUCCUUCGGCCGCCGCUGCCCCGCGAGGGCGCCGGCGGGACCCCACUCAGCGCACGGCCACGACCAGGCCCUUUGCCAUCGAGCAGCGGGACUCUGGCCAUCGAGUCGAGAGAAGGGAGAGAAGAGGAGGGAGGGAAGAGAGAAAGGGAAAGAGAGAAAAAGAGACCAGAAGAGACGAGGACCAGAAGAGACCAAAAGAGACCAGAAGAGACCAGAAGAGACCAGAAGAGACAAGAUGACCAUAUAGACAGAUAGAGACCAGAAAGAGACAAAGAGACAAGAGGAGCCAGAAGAGACCAGAAAAAGAGCCCAGAAGAGACCAGAAGAGACCAGAAGAGACCAAAAGAGACAGAAGAGACCAGAAGAGACCAGAAGAGACCAAAGAGACCAGAGAGACCAAAAGAACCAGAGAGACAAAGACCAGAAGAGACCAGAAGAGACCAAAAGAGACCAGAGAAGAGACCAGAAGAGACCAAAAGAGACCAGAAGAGACCAAAAGAGACCAGAAGAGACCAAAAGAGACCAGAAGAGACCAAAAAAGACCAGAAGAGACCAGCAGAGACCAGAAGAGACCAGAAGAGACCAGAAGAGACCAAAAGAGACCAGAAGAGACCAGAAGAGACCAGAAGAGACCAGAAGAGACCAGAAGAGACCAGAAGAGACCAGAAGAGACCAGAAGAGACCAGAAGAGACCAGAAGAGACCAAAAGAGACCAGAAGAGACCAGAAGAGACCAGAAGAGACCAAAAGAGACCAGAAGAGACCAGAAGAGACCAGGCGACACGCAGCUGCUAUAAGGGAGCAUGAGUUGAAAUCCUCUCCCAAGCAGCAGGUUUAUUCGAGUAAACGCCCCUGUGGAGAAUUAACACAGGCAACAGGAACUUUGAGGAGACUGGAGUCAGGAAACAUAAUUUUCGAUUGCCACCGCAACGCGCUCCUCAACGGGGGGGAUUUUGACCCUUACGCUCCCCUAUCUAUAAGGACGAGAUUGGGCCGCAUCCGACCCGCACGGCUUACGUCCCUAAUGGCUCUCUGGCGAUCUGGUUUGGGCGUUAUGAUCCCGCGCAAGUUAGCGAAGAAUUUUACACAUUCACACCUCCCGCUGGACAACGGGCGGGGCGGAGACACGUGCGCGCGGGAGAGAGGCUGGCACACCUUGGUCAUUUCAAAGGAUAUUAUUUUACCUUCUGAAGCCGCGAUGACUACACAGUCCUAUAACGAUGCACUGACUUUUUCUCUGGCUUUAGGGGGCAAUGGCAACUACCCAGGCACGACCCCACGCCACAGAGGGCAUCCGCCCGUGCCCCCCCACACCCCCACGCCGCCCAUGUUACCCGAUGAGAGAGAGAUGACCCUAUGUUCGAGCCCAUUUUCCCACUGCGGAAAACCAUGUCGGUUUGGGAUCAGCACAGCAGGCGUCCAGUCAGCUCAGCAGGCAGUUGAGUCUGCUCAGCAGGUUUUACCUUCUCGAAAACAGCCCUUUUCGCCCGUAAAUAAGCCUUCCGCAAAUAGGGAAGCCACGGGCGACCCCCGAAGCCGUUAUUGUGGCCACGUCGAUGAGGUUAACAUUUGA
This is a messenger RNA of Penaeus monodon (black tiger shrimp), 1617 nucleotides long. Its product is annotated as nipped-B-like protein. The record is from RefSeq and is a predicted model, not a curated record. NCBI's taxonomy places the organism in Eukaryota, Metazoa, Arthropoda, Malacostraca, Decapoda, Penaeidae. The transcript is spliced from 11 exons.